AUGUCAUCAACGAUACCCUUUCAGCAGCAUGACCAAUAUCCAGUGUCUCCUUGGACACGCACAAUGGAUCGAUUGUAUACUCCCAGUCCCACGCCUGCUGAUAACAUCAAUGCAAAUGACACACCUCUUUUUGGCAUGGGCAAUGAGGGUGAUGAGAAGCACCAACAACAGCAUGGCGGUGGGUCCGUGACAACCGAGAUGCCGCUUGGACAAGAAUCAGCCAUACCAGCACCACGCCGAAAACGCAACAACUCCUUGAUUCCUCCCGAGUUGAUGAAUGACAAUAGCGAAGGUGGACGUGAGCGUGCAGCACUUGCAACCGUGUUUGGUGUACGCGAAUAUACAGAGUCCAAGAUAUUCUGGGAACGACAAGUUGCAGCAUACCAUGAAGGGCCUAUCAGCACUAGCACCGGUUCACAUUCGGCAGCAGGAUCAGACGACAACAAUAACAACAAUCACUUGGCAGAGGAUGGCUUCGUUUCUAUCACGAGUAAAUCGAUUGUCAGUAGUCCUAUUGGAGGAACAUCUACAACACACACACGAGAAAAGAGGAAAAGUGGUGCUUCAAUUACCCAUUUGGUCGAUUCAGUCUUUGAUAGCAAUGCAUCUUCUACUGCUACAACUGCUCCCCUUACGACUACAACUCCUCCUGUUGCUACAGACAACCAACAUCAUCAUUCAACAAUAACAUCAUCAACAUCGACAUCAUCACCAUCACCACCACCACCCAAUUUCUCUUUGCCUGAUAUUCCAGUGGUCAGCGAGUUUAAUGAUUUGAUGGUCAUGAGCAGUAAGAGCAUCAGUACCCGAGCAGCACGUAUUGAACGACCUUCCACGGCACCACCCUUAUCGAUAUUGACAACUUUUCAACCACGAGCAUCAUCAGUGGCAUCUUCAUCCUUAUCAGGGCUUACGUUGGAUCAUGAGGAGGUAUCAAUUGCUGGAUCUGAACAACAACAACAGCAGCAGCAUAUGAAUGAUAUGACACCACCUUUGGUAUUCACAGAACCUCCCGCCAUUUUCGAUCUUUUAUUAUCCGAUGAUGAUGAACGUAUCGUUGUUUGGGGUCCUGAUCCACAAGCUGUAUCUGCUUCCAUGGCAACUACCACCAUUGCAGGAAAGACAAUUCCAUCAUCACCACAACCACCACCUGGAGCUUCAUCCACAGCAUCUUUUGCAUCGACACAAACAGCACCUCCCAAUAUCAAAGGUUUCUCAUCCAACACCACCGCCACAGUAUCCAAUCCUACUCCACCUGCUGCUGCUGCUGCUGAUACAUCUAAACAACGACGCAGGGGUCGAUGGUCAGGGCAACUGUUACCGGAUGGAUUCAAACUUGUUUCCAAAUCAUCAUUACCCUUAAGGAGAAACAGACCACAUUCCCAGCUUGCAUCCUCAACCAAUGAUGAUGUACGUGAAUCCAUCCUCUUCAAGUUUGCAAAGAGACAUGGUCGCAAAGACAAGCAUCGAGAUUUCCAUGACAACAACAACAACAACAAUACCACUGGCCAUACACAACUUGCAAAGUUACCCAAAGUGAUUGAAGCUGCCACCAUUGAAAAGCUUGUGGAGAAGCUUACAAACACAUUAGACUAUACAUUCAUGACCGAUUUCUUCCUCACCUAUCGAGCGUUCAUUUCUCCUACACAACUAUGCAAGCUACUCACAUUGCGAUUUCGAUGGGCUCUCCAAAACGACGACGAAUGCAGGCGUAUUGUACGCAUACGUACGUUUGUGGUGCUACGACAUUGGCUUCUCAACUACUUUGUGCACGAUUUUAUCCCAUGCCGAGAAUUGCGUGUGUACCUGACAUCGUUCCUGAAUGAGCUACCUUAUCACCGACUCAUCCGCAAUUCGCCACGUGACCAGCGCAUUGUCAAGAGUUUGAAGCGUGUGGUGCGACGACUCAAAAAAGUGUACUAUGUGAGCUCAUCAGCGUCUGAAAGAGUCAAAGUGAUCCCACCUCCACCGCCUACUGAAGACCAAGAACGCAUUGAAGAAAUGGUACGAGCCAAGUUGGCACAAAGUUCAAUUCGUCGAAAGACAGCGUUGGUGAGCAGUAUGAACGUGAGUGAUCGACAUCAUGGCAACAUGGCUGUUCAAGAUACAAGAUUGGCACCUGUCGUGGUGGUUGGUAGCGUUCGUACGGCCAAAGGAGGAUCAAGUGGGAGAGGAAUCAGUGGUGCGGCAAGUCCUAUGGAUAUGUCACGUGCUUCACCUACAACAGGCGUACGACGCAACAUGUCAAGCACAUCCAUUCCAAGAUUCCGACGCCGUGAUCAACGACAAGAAAUUGAAGCUGUAAAGUCAUCGUAUAUGAAGCGUAUGGAACAACAAAGACGUGCCAUGUCGGUGGAUCUCAAUACAACAUCAUCCAGUCUCAAAGAAGCACCACCCACACCCAUCCCACAAGAAGACGAAGAAGAAGAACAACAACAGCAAACGAGAGUACCUGAAAGCUCACGAUCCAGCGUGUUGACGGAUGAUUCAUUGGAAAGUGCACUUUCACCUGGUACAACGGACGUUGAAAUGAGCUCUGAUGACGAUGACGAUGAUGAAGAUGAAGAAGAAACCAGUGAUGAAGAUGAGGAUGAGGAUGACAAGCAAUUGGUUGCAAAAUUGGAAAACGAGCGAGAACGGCGUGAAAAGGAAGAGGAGAUGAAUCGAGCCGAGUUUUUUGCAUCAACACGCGCUACCAGUGAACCCUCUUCACCUACACCUGAUUCACCUACUUUACGUGAAAGGAAGCUCUUGCAUCGAUCUCAGCAUAUUGUCAACUCUUUGCCACCUAUGCCAAACCAAGAAGACGCUAUGGAUCAACAAACGCAUUUACAAGAAGUGGAAAGUACGGCUGAAAGUGAUGCUGCAAGCAAGAGUCGUCGUUCAAUCAGCGUUGCUGCAGAAUCCAAAAGCUUGCCUGAUCGUGUGGCACGACCCUCCUUAGCGUCUUCGAAUGAUGAUGCCAAAAUGUCAUCUAUUUCACAUCCUGAUAUGCCACACCACCAGCAACCUACUUCAGCUACGAGUCCUACACGCAUUGUUGAACUUGAUUUGCCAAAACCCCAUAUCCCAUCGAGUCUACCACCUUCAGAAUCACCUUCAAGACGUACAUCAGCCGUUUAUCCCAAGCCAUUUAUCCUGUAUUAUCGAUCGGAGCGUAUGGCUAAGCAACUAUGUCUUAUUGAAGCACAAGCACUCCUUGGUAUUGAUUGGGAAGAGAUGGUGCAUUGCCGUUGGACAAAGAUGCCUGCUACCAGCACCGGGAUGGGUGACGAAUAUAGUGAAUACACCGAUGAUUUGGAUGAUCCUGAUAUCAACUAUACACGCCGCACGCGACAAAUGCAACUUGCACGACGUGAACAUGAAGGUGGUAUUGAGCAAGUGAUCAAGCGCUUCAACGACGUAUGUCAAUGGGUGGCUAGUGAGAUUGUACAUACACGAGCAUUGGAUGAGCGUGUCAAGGUGGUGGAAAAGUUUAUUCGAUUGGCACAGAAAUGCAAGCUGUAUUGUAACUUUGCUACCUUGGUCCAAAUCCUUCUUGGAUUGCAAUCGCCAGCCGUAUCACGAUUACGCAAAACGUGGGAUAGAGUGGGCUCCAAUGAGAUGCGUAUCCUGGAUCAAUUGUCAGCGUUUACAUCACCCAUGAAGAAUUGGAAGCAUAUCCGAGAUAGCAUGACUGAGGUAGCUGAAGAAUAUGGCAUGUCCCCAGUGGAAGUACAGGUCGAAAUGCCAGGCACCAACAAUCAUGGAUUUGGCAAAAGCAAGAUCAAGAUUCCCUUUGGUGGAUGUAUCCCAUUCCUUGGUAUUUACCUAUCCGACCUUGUCUUUAACUCGGAGCAACCCCCUUAUUUGCAACCCUCGCAUGACCAUCAUCGUAUCUACUAUGCAAACAAUCGCACCAUGUCCAUUACGCCGUCCCUGCUCAAACAGCCACUCGUCAACUUUCGAAAGCAUCGCAUCACUGCCACCGUCAUCAAGCGUGUCCUCACUUUUCAAAAUUUGGCACGCCGUUACUCUUUUGAACGAGAUGAUGAGCUUUACUUUUUAUGCGCUGAAGUACGUGCAUCUGACCCAGAUACCAUUCGAAAGCUUAGCCAUACCAUUGAACCUUAG
Molecule: messenger RNA, 4113 nt
Organism: Lichtheimia ornata
Lineage: Eukaryota; Fungi; Mucoromycota; Mucoromycetes; Mucorales; Lichtheimiaceae
Exons: 5
Coding region: 1-4113 (1370 amino acids)
Biological process (GO): Ras protein signal transduction; positive regulation of GTPase activity
Cellular component (GO): plasma membrane
Molecular function (GO): guanyl-nucleotide exchange factor activity
Source: RefSeq, a predicted model, not a curated record